This is a messenger RNA of Myxocyprinus asiaticus (Chinese sucker), 2890 nucleotides long. RefSeq names its product paired-like homeodomain 1 (gene pitx1). Gene Ontology annotation, cellular component: nucleus. Gene Ontology annotation, molecular function: RNA polymerase II cis-regulatory region sequence-specific DNA binding; DNA-binding transcription factor activity, RNA polymerase II-specific. Gene Ontology annotation, biological process: anatomical structure morphogenesis; regulation of transcription by RNA polymerase II. The coding region runs from base 152 to 994 and encodes 280 amino acids. The transcript has 3 exons. Lineage: Eukaryota; Metazoa; Chordata; Actinopteri; Cypriniformes; Catostomidae. The record is from RefSeq and is a predicted model, not a curated record.
CACUCACUCUUCAACAUGAGUACCUAAAAUAGCGCAUGAAAGCUCCACAUAUGUAUUAAUCGGAGCAUGAUCGUGGAUUGUUCUUAUAUGACACCACCGGGAGAGGUUUUGUAACACGUAUGAUUGUUUUGAAGGUGGAACGAAUUCGGACAUGGCCUCAUCUUUUCAUCUGCCGAGAAGCACCAGCACUAGAGACACGUUAGAAAACACGAGCAGCGAGUCUUCUGACAAUGAAACUGCAGAAAAGGAGCGAUCUGUCGAGCAGAGAAGUGACGAUGGAAACGCGGAUGACUCCAAGAAGAAGAAACAGAGGCGGCAGAGGACUCACUUCACCAGCCAGCAGCUGCAGGAGCUGGAAGCCACUUUCCAGAGGAACCGAUACCCGGACAUGAGCACCAGAGAGGAGAUCGCCGUGUGGACCCACCUCACAGAGGCCCGAGUCCGGGUCUGGUUCAAAAACCGAAGGGCGAAAUGGAGAAAGAGGGAGCGUAAUCAGCAGAUGGAUUUGUGUAAGAACAGUUAUCUGCCCCAGUUCAGCGGCUUAAUGCAGCCUUACGACGACGUCUAUCCGGCGUACACCUACAACAACUGGACCAACAAAGGACUGACUCCAACCCCACUGUCCACCAAGAACUUUACCUUCUUCAAUUCCAUGAGUCCUCUCACGUCCCAGUCUAUGUUCUCAGCCCCAAACUCCAUCUCGUCUAUGAGCAUGGCGUCCGGGAUGGGACACUCUGCCGUGCCCGGCAUGCCCGCGACGGGCCUGAAUAACAUCGGCAAUCUCAACGGCAUCGGCAGCGCCACGAUCAGUUCCGCCAUGAGUUCGUCCACAUGCCCCUACGGGCCUCCGGGCUCGCCGUACAGUGUGUACAGAGACACUUGUAACUCCAGCCUUGCGACGUUAAGACUGAAAUCCAAGCAGCAUCCGUCCUUUGGAUAUAGCGGCUUGCAGAGUCCCGGCUCUAGUCUGAACGCGUGCCAGUAUAAUAGCUGACGAAUUAAACAACCGUACUGGAUUAGGUGCAAUCGGCAUUUUCACACGAAUUAUGCGGAUUGUCUGUGUUUACCUGAACUUGCACAACAAUUUAAAUGUCCAUUUUUGAGGAUUUCAGCGUUAUGAAGACAGAUACAUUCACACAUUGUACAUAUGUUAUAAGGUGGAACGAUGGAACAACAUUUGAAAACGAUUCAGUGCUCUAAAUGAGAACAAUUGGAACCUGACAUUAGGCCUCGAGCGCAUGCUAUAGUCUUAAAUCGUGUUUGUGAGUGAUGUUCUCUUGUAUUUCGUGUCAUGCAGAGGUCGUGUUGUCCUCGUGGACUCUCAUUCACAAUCUGGAUUCUUUCCUCGUAGUUGUUUCAUUGUCUCGAUAGAUUUACCGCAUGCUUAUUCCGAGUGAAAAAGUGUUUUGUAUGAAAUUAUAUGAAUGUGUAGAACUUUUUAUUGUACUCAUGUUGAUUGAAAUUGUGCUUAUAUGUUAUGGUAAUGUUUUGAAUAAACUUUAAAAAUAGAAGAAUUUCUAAAUGAGUCGUCAAGAGAAUUAUGUCAUCUUAUGCCAGCUUGAUUAUUUCAAACAAAUUUGACAUGAACGUUAAAUCUGAAAAAUCAUUCAACUGCUUUCACUAUGACAUUAGCCGAACAAUGUUAUUAAACAGUUAUAAUAACAAGCCAUGCGUAGGCUAUAUGUUCAAAACAGAGUCCGUAUUCUGCGCAUCUAACAUUCCCCCAUUCUCAUGAUUUAGUGGCGGGAGCAAAAGACUAUUUUCUCCUGUGUUUUGGUUAUAUUGUUGUUCGUGGGCAGGACUCAAAUGUCUUUACAGGCUCCAGUGGCAUGCCGCAGUCUUCACGGAGUCAAACUUUUGCUUUUUCACCGCCCACAUGUUGUAAUGUCGUGUGUGACAUUGUCAUUGAUAUUUGAUAUGGCUUGUUUUAAUGCUCAAGCACAUAACUGUAGGCAGGAGAAAAAGGCAAACGUGAAAAUCAAUUCGGGGAUUCCUUAUCGUGCCGUUUUAAUCGGCUCUGUGAACUCAAAUGAUGCUUCGUUGAAGGAGAAAGGCUGUCGUAACGGAUUGUUUCUUUAAUACGCCUAAUCCUUUCCACUGAUAAUAAAGUCUUUCAUUCCCCAAAAGGUCGACUUCGAGAGGACAAUGAUAAUGGUCACUUCCUUUAGUUUGGGCUGUUAUUCGAACAGAAUCAAUUCCAGCACACUCUUUUCAAGGUUAAAGCCGCAUUCCCCAGUUCAAACAAGAGUCACACCGAACACAAUCGGUCAAACGGUGUAGCCUAAAUACAAAACACAAAAUACAAACGGGUGUUGGCUUGUGUGUGUCGCCACUUAUAUUCUUCUUACAGCGACUCUAAUCGAGCAGAAUGAACAUUUAUGACUUCGAGAAGGAUUGUAACUACGUUCUGACAGAUCAUGAUUGAAGCAUUUUUAUUUCUGUUAAUUUCUGAAAUUGCCUGAAAAUCAAGUUUUAUUGAAAUUGCACUUCCAUAAAAAAUGCCAUUUAUAAAUGUCGAAUACAGAAUAGAAAAAUAGAAAAUUAUUCUGAAACACCUAAAAUGUCAAUUGGUUAUAGUAAUAACUUUCAAAUGUACCUAAAUAGUAGCCUGUGUUAUUUUAUUUGUAUUGCCCUAUCCAUGACAUCCCGGUAUUGUCCGCAAAUUGAGAACGUCUUCUCAACGGGUUAAUCAAUCACUGAUAUGCGGUGAAACCACAGUGUGUACUAUUCGAAUAGCUUAUGAUAAGGAAACAAUGCAUGUCAUUUCAACAUGUUUAAUUACUCCUUCAGGAUCAAUCUUCUUCAGUCUUAAACGUCUCUUUCAAAUGAGCCAGUCCAAUAAUGAUCAUAUGGUAUCGAUUAGGCCUAUAAUAGCGGGUUCUUAUUGUUU